Camelina sativa (false flax) is the source of this 962-nucleotide messenger RNA. RefSeq lists its product as uncharacterized. The record is from RefSeq and is a predicted model, not a curated record. Lineage: Eukaryota; Viridiplantae; Streptophyta; Magnoliopsida; Brassicales; Brassicaceae.
AACGUGUUUUUAGAUUUUUUAGAUUUUUUUGACAAAAUUUUCAAAAGUAUAAAAAAUAAGACGGCCGUCAAAGGUUUCGGUGAUCGGAAAUUACAAUGGGAGGAGGAGGAGCCAUUAACGAAGAGCUGACCGAAGAUGAGAAGAGAGCUCUCAGAGGAAGCAAAUUCGCUCCUCUUACUUCUCUUCCCUCUUCUUCUCGCUCUAAUCCUCUCCCCAGAUUGGCUCAUCCAGGUGGACCCUUGAAGACGAACAAAGCGGCGGCUUUAGCCAAGUUUAUAGAGAGGAAGCUGCAAGAUCCUAAUGGGUUAGCUUCCAUUGAUCCGGACCUUCUCGAGUUAGCCGUCAAAAACGCCAAAGAAACUGUUAUUUCGAGUGGGGCGUCUAGUUCAGGAAGGAGAAUCCAACACGUUGCCUCAUUCGAGGACGUCGAGGUAUCUUCUGAUGACGAUAAGAUAGAGAACACUAAGCUUAGCAAAAAGAAAAAGAAGAAAAACGCAAAGAAGAAAAAAGAUGAGAAAAAGAAGAAGAAAAACAAAAAGCAUAAGGGACAGAUCACAGUCGAUGAAGAUGCUAAGUUAAAGAGACCCAAGAAGAAGUUGAAGCUUUAGUUUCCUUUUUUUGGCUAUACGUUACUGGGUGGUUUAGUUAAGUCUUCAGCAGAACAAACGCAAUCACUGGUAUCUGUCUGAUCCAAAGAAUCUGUUAGUCCGAUGGUUUUAGCUAAGAUUAGCGUCAUGAUCUUUCUUCUUUAUGUCGAUUAGCUCUCCCCAGCGUUAUUUGGUUAAAUCUGUGACUGGAGUUGUAUGUGAUAUUAGAAACAAAUAGCUUCAUGAAUCUGAAAUUUGUAACUUUUUGGUGGGAACAUCAAUUGCUUGUGUCGUUAGCCUUUUAGAUCAUAGUUAUGAGACCAGUUCCAAUUAGUAAUGAUCUCCAUAAGUUCAUUGUAUGAACAUUUUAUCUAA